Clarias gariepinus (North African catfish) is the source of this 2298-nucleotide messenger RNA. RefSeq names its product keratin 5 (gene krt5). The transcript has 9 exons. Gene Ontology annotation, biological process: keratinization; intermediate filament organization. Gene Ontology annotation, cellular component: keratin filament. The coding region runs from base 16 to 1947 and encodes 643 amino acids. Gene Ontology annotation, molecular function: structural constituent of skin epidermis. NCBI's taxonomy places the organism in Eukaryota, Metazoa, Chordata, Actinopteri, Siluriformes, Clariidae. The record is from RefSeq and is a predicted model, not a curated record.
UCCUCCUUCCCCAGAAUGGACUAUAAAUGCUGCACAGCUCCACAGAGAAGGCACUCAGAGGGACCAUCCUCGCUCUCUAGCCCUAGCCCUCUCCACCUUCACAUUCUCUCACCAGCAGCCAUGAGCAUCAGUUUCCAGAGCUCCACAAUGUCUUCCAGGGGAGGCGGUGGAGCUAGCUUUGGAGGUGGCAGCUUUGGAAGUAGCGGUGGAGGUGGAUUUGUGAGGAGGAACUUCUCCAGCCAGUCCUAUAGUGCACCCAGCUCCUCCAGAAUGAGCUAUGGUGCUAGCUUCCGCCAUGGUGGUGCUGGUAUAGGCUUUGGUGCUGGUGGUGGUGGCGGCAUUGUUGCUAGCUCAGGCUUCAGUCUGGGCAGCAGUGCGGGAUCCUAUGGAGGAGGCUAUGGUGGCUUAGGUGCAGGUAGCGCCUUUGGUGCAGGUGCUAGUUUUGGUGGAGGUGCUGGUCUUGGUGGAGGUGCUGGUUUUGGUGGAGGUACUGGUUUUGGUGGAGGUGCUGGUUUUGCUCUUGGAAGAGGAGGAGGAGGAGGAGGAGGAUUUGCUGGUUUUAUUCCACCCACAAUCACUGCUGUCACAGUCAACCCAGGCCUCCUUACUCCACUAAAAUUAGAGAUUGACCCCAACAUCCAACUCGUUCGCACCCAAGAGAAAGAGGAGAUCAAGACACUCAACAACCGCUUUGCCUCCUUCAUUGACAAGGUGCGUUUCCUAGAGCAACAGAACAAGAUGUUGGAGACCAAGUGGAGCCUCCUUCAGGAACAGACCACGUCACGCUCAAACAUUGAUGCAAUGUUCGAGGCUUACAUUGCUAAUCUGCGCAGACAACUGGAUGGCCUUGGAAAUGAGAAAAUUAAGCUGGAGGGAGAGCUGAAAAACAUGCAGGGUUUGGUAGAGGACUUCAAAAACAAAUAUGAAGAUGAAAUCAACAAGCGUGCUACCGCAGAGAAUGAAUUUGUUGUCCUUAAGAAGGAUGUUGAUGCAGCCUACAUGCAGAAGAUUGAGCUUGAAGCUAAAGUUGAUGCACUUCAGGAUGAGAUCAACUUUCUCAGGGCUGUCUACGACGCGGAGCUGCAGGAGCUUCAAGGACAGAUCAAGGACACAUCAGUUGUUGUCGAGAUGGACAACAGUCGCAACCUGGACAUGGAUGCCAUUGUAUCUGAGGUCCGUGCUCAGUAUGAGGACAUCGCCAAUCGCAGUCGGGCUGAGGCUGAAUCAUGGUACAAGGCGAAAUUUGAGGAAAUGAGGGUGUCUGCUGGCACCCAUGGUGAUGACAUACGUAACACCAAGACUGAGAUUGCAGAGCUCAACCGCAUGAUCACACGACUCCAGAAUGAAAUUGAGGCAGUCAAGGGACAGCGGGCCAGCCUGGAGUCACAGAUUGCAGAGGCUGAGGAACGAGGUGAAUUGGCAGUAAAUGAUGCCAAACAACGUAUUAAGGAACUAGAAGAAGCCCUGCAGAGAGCUAAGCAGGACAUGGCACGACAAGUGCGUGAAUACCAGGAGCUGAUGAAUGUCAAACUGGCUCUGGACAUUGAGAUCGCCACUUACAAGAAACUCCUGGAAGGAGAAGAGAUUAGGAUUGCAACUGGUGGUGGAAAGACAACAGUCCAUAUUCAGGACACUUCCAUUAGUGGUGGAUCUGGCGGUGGUUACGGCGGUGGUUACGGUGGUGGUUACGGCGGUGGUGGUUACGGCGUUGGUGGCGGCAGUGGUGGCGGAUUCGGCAGUGGACUGGGCUACGGCGGGGGAGCUGGCCUUAGUUUGGGAGGAGGUGGUGGUGGUGGCAGCUUUGGGCUUAGUAGUGGCCUGGCCCUUGGUAGUGGUGGUGGUGGUGGAGGAGCAUUUGGAUCUCACUCUGGAUACAGUUUAAGUGGAGCCGGCGGUAGUGGAUAUUCCAUAUCUCGUGCCUCCACGAUAUCUUCCUCCCGCUACUAAGCAACGUUUUACCCAGUCCAUUUCUAACUAACUCCAGGUUCACCCUUCUGAGUUUGCUUUAGUAAACAAAAAAAAGAAAAAAAAAUUGUCCCCACUUAUUACCCACACACACAACACAAACACAUGUAAUUCAGUAGCCCUUUCCCCAGCACUACCACCACUCACCUCAUUCAUCAAGUCCAGCCCUGCUACAUGUGUUUAUAAAGCAUCCACUGGCAUGUAUCAAAUGUGUUUUCAUGUGUCUUACACAUAACAUAUCAUCUCAGUGCAACACUGGAUACUUUAUAUUUACAGAAUGGAAUGAUGAUGUCAAGUGUGUAAAGAAUAAAAUGAUUAAAAACAGAAAACAUA